Messenger RNA from Cladocopium goreaui, 873 nucleotides. The record is from the annotation of a GenBank genome assembly. Lineage: Eukaryota; Dinophyceae; Suessiales; Symbiodiniaceae.
UCCAGGUGAGCCACAUCAAAAAUGGGCAUCGUCAAGUCAAUCCUUCCCAGACCAAACAUCAGCAGUGCCAGUCCAAUUCGACCGGAGGAUCUCGCAAACAGUGGCAAGUCAGCAAGGCCGCAGUCAAAGAUCAACACAAAACAUCCUGAUCUAAAUUGCAUUGGAGAUGGCGGCAACUCAAAUCAAGCGACACUGUGCACGGAUGAAAAGGAUCCCAAAUGCAGGAGAUCGAAAACAGACAGCGAAGAAUCACAGCAACCUAAUCCAAAAGUGGAGAAGGAUGGUUCCAGUCAAGCACAACUUUGCGGCAGCAUGCUGGAACCCAUGGUGGAGGAGUCCAACACCAAUGAACUCGAUUCAGACCUGCCCAGACCAAAUGGAAGCAUUGUGGAAUCAAGUCUUCCGAGUGAAUGCAAUGGCAGGAAUGGGUCAAGAGUAGCACAGUCCAAGGCCAACGCAGAACUUCCGAAUCGACCCAAGCCAAACGCCAAGGAGCUGGAUCCCAUUUGGGCCAAGGAUUGCAGGAACACCAGCAGAUCUGGACUGCUAAAUUCAGAUGAUGAGAAUGACAAAUCAGUACAUCCUGUGCCGAAAAGAAACGACAAGAAGUCUGUCCUACUGAAGGCCUGGGCCAAAAUCGAGGAGCCAAGUGAUGUCACAUCAAGGAGUGGCGUGGAAAGAUCAACCCUGCAUAUGCCAAACAGAGACACUACGCUGUCCGUUUAUGCGAAAGACCUUGAAGACGAAAACGGUUCCAGACGCAGGUGGUCUAAUGCAGAGACAGGUGAUUCCAUCCUGGAAAGUCCAAAUAGAGAUGCGGCAGGACCGAGGCGAGCAGAAGAACGCAUCAACAGCAGAAAGCCCAGAAGCUGA